This is a messenger RNA of Punctularia strigosozonata HHB-11173 SS5, 925 nucleotides long. RefSeq names its product alpha/beta-hydrolase. The transcript has 2 exons. NCBI's taxonomy places the organism in Eukaryota, Fungi, Basidiomycota, Agaricomycetes, Corticiales, Punctulariaceae. The coding region runs from base 9 to 869 and encodes 286 amino acids. Gene Ontology annotation, molecular function: hydrolase activity. The record is from RefSeq and is a predicted model, not a curated record.
CCCUUGCCAUGGAGCUGCACGAGCACAAGGAUAUCGCAUACAUCGAGUUCACCGCCACCUCGGCGCACCAAUUCGAUCUAUACGUGCCCGGAUCCGGAGCUGCGCGCAGCGAACCUGGGCCGUUGCUCUGCUUUGUUCAUGGCGGCGCCUGGCGUGCCGAGGACAAAUCCCAUCAUGCGGAUCUCGCUCGAGCCCUCGCAAAACGCACGGGCUGCGCCGUCGCGGUGCCCAACUACCGUCUCACACCGAACGAGCCUACCCCGGACACCGCUCUGCUGCACCCUGCGCACGCCGAGGACACCCUCGCCUUCCUGAAUUUCGUCCACACUUGGGCAGGCCCCAACCCUGACGAGACAAAGGCGUACGACCCGUCCCGGCUCGUCCUCAUCGGACACUCGUGCUCGGCACACAUGCUGUCCUGCAUCGUGCGCGAUUCGUCCGGCGUCACGCCGACCCUCACACCCUCGCGCGCGCUGCUCACCUCCAUCCACGCCGUAGUCGUAUCGGAGGGGAUCUACGACCUCGAUUUACUCCUCGCGAGCUUCCCCGACUACCGCGGCUGGUUCGUUGAGGCUGCGUUUGGCCCGCCUCCGUACGAGAGGUUCGAUGUGACCAAGUACGCCGAGAGGGAGGGAGAGAGGGAGGGCGGCAUCGUGUGGUUCGUGUUGCAUUCGACGGGGGAUACGCUCGUGGAUCUCGUCCAGAGCAAGGCGAUCGUUGCCGGGCUCGGAGCUUCCGUUACCGAUAUCCUGGAGGGCCAGGAGGGUCGGAUCAAGUGGGACUUCGGUUCGCUGAAGGAAGAGCACAACGAUCUCCUCCGCGGGAAUACGUACGUUCAGCUUGUUGGGUCCUUCGUAGAUUCCCUAUGAACUUCGUCCAUGCGAUGUCAAAGCUUACGGGUGUUUGCUUUAUAUCUAAGAAUGCC